Molecule: messenger RNA, 2270 nt
Organism: Danio rerio (zebrafish)
Lineage: Eukaryota; Metazoa; Chordata; Actinopteri; Cypriniformes; Danionidae
Product: zgc:153913
Cellular component (GO): plasma membrane
Molecular function (GO): metallocarboxypeptidase activity
Source: RefSeq, marked provisional
AGCUGGAUGUGCACAACACUGCGGAGACAUGAGUAAUCUGUGCGCUGUGGUUCUGCUGGUCCUGAUCCAUCUGUACUGUGGCGUCUGCUGUCCUGAGCCCUGCCAGUGCUUCUCCGGCUCCAAACUGGUCUGUUCUGAUGACAGGAUGAAGAGUUUACCUGUGAACAUCUCCACGCAGGUGCGAGAGCUGAUCGUGGUGGCCUCGGGGAUCCCAGAUCUGGACCAGCAGUCGUUUCCGGAGACCCUCAGACUCUCGAAGCUGGUGUUUCUGAACGGCAUGUUGAAAAGUGUGUCCGGCGAGGCCUUCGAGCGUCUGGUAGAGCUGCGGGAGCUGGAGAUCAGCGGGAACAUCUGCUGGAUGAGCCUCGAUAUUCAGACCUUCAGCUCGCUGACCAAUCUGACCCGACUCCUGCUCAACAAUAAUAAGCUGAGCGGUGUGGACGCGGGUCUGUUCCACUCUCUGCACCAGCUGGAGAUGCUGCAGCUCAGAGGGAACGGCUUGUCUUUCCUCUCCGGUCGGCUGUUCCAGCGGCUCCAUCGUCUGCAGGAGCUGGACCUGUCCUUCAACCAGAUCAGCUCGCUCUCCACUGAGCUUUUCCAGAACAACUCUGAGCUCAGAGUGCUGUCGCUGCAGGCCAACAAGAUCCCAAACCUGCCGGACGGCAUCUUCACACAUCUGGAUCACCUGCAGGAGCUGAACCUGCGGAGCAACCUCAUCCGGGUGCUGACCCCCGGGUCCUUCCCAGCAUCAUUGAAGACACUAAUCCUCAAGAAGAACUUGCUGGAGAAGCUGACCAAUGCUGUCUUUCACACACUACACUACAUCACUUAUCUGGACCUAUCUCAGAAUUCACUCACUGAAGUCCCGGCGGAUCUCUUCCAGAAUCUGAUCUCACUGGAAACACUCGAUCUGUCUGAGAACCGGAUUUCCACGCUGGCCGGAUCUGUCUUUAAAGGGUUGUUCAGUAUUAAAUCUGUGUAUCUGCAGAAGAACAGUCUGAUUUCUGUGGAUGCGCAUCUCCUGAAGGACCAGCACGACCUGCAGCUGCUCGACCUGUCCAACAACAGCUUACGGAGCAUCCCGAGCGGCUUCUUUGAGGAUCUGGACUUCCAGUGUGUGUUUGAGCUGCGCGGGAACCCCUGGAGCUGUGACUGUGGGAUACACUACUUCUAUGACUGGCUGAAGUACAACCACAAACACGUGAAGGAUCUGUCCAGGGUCUCCUGUGAAGCUCCUGAGUUAAUCCAAGGACACAAUCUGAGGUCUGUGGAUAGGGAGCAGCUGGUCUGCUCCAGAAACUCCAGCUCAAACUCUCCAGAGAUGAUCUCUGUUGAUGAAGGGUCGAUCCAAUGCUCAGUGCAGGAACUUAAAGGCACGGCAUCUAUCGAGUGCAAGGUCACGAAGUGCACCAAUGUGAAGUUUCAGGCUGCUUUUCAGUUUGCGAAUGGAAAUGAAUCGGGAAGAGUUGUGGGUAAGGAAUGGCCAGCACCCAUAGGAUGCUCCACCGGGACCGCUUAGUGCUUUCAUUGAACAGUCAAACUGUUUAGAGCCCUUAAUCAGCUUCCGCUUUAGCUGUGCAGACGUGUGAUUCCAUUUGUUUAACCAGGUUUUACCAUAAAUACCAUGGCUGCUGUUGCAUAGUCGACCAUGGGAACCACAAAUGGACUAUGGGCAAAUCUAUCUAUAGUUUCACCAUGGCGAUUCUAGUAAAACUGUGGUUAUACAAUUGGAAGUCAAUGCAACAAACACAUGGUUAUUAUAAUUUUACAAUCACAAAGCCGAGGUUUAUUUCUGUAAGGGACUACUCAUGAAAUGAACAUUAUACAUCUACAAAUGAACCUUUAUUGCAGCACUAUUGCACGCUGUGUUGGGGAAGUCCAUGUCCUGCGGUACUCCUGCAGCAGUGUACUACUCAUUCACUUGUUUAGGAAAAGAAUGAGUUAUGCUCCUCUUGCAUUACGUGUUGGUGUCAUCUUCUAUUUCUGACAGAUGUCAGGCUCUUUUACUCCAGAAUGAGUGAAAUGUGAAGUAAAUACUCAAACAAACCUUUCUGGAUCACCUGAGGAUCAGGAUGCAAGAAAACACACACUCAGAAAUGCUUGCAUUCAAAGUUUUCAUUCACUUUAAAGCUUUGUGAAUGUGCAGUCAGACGAGUAAAUACAUGAUCAUAUUGAGCAGAACUGUACAGCACGCCUCAUAUUUCCACACAGCAAUCACAUCCGCAUCUCUCUCAACACAAGACCAUCAGUCAAUAAAUGAAUAAAUAAAG